GCCGCCAGACGCACGAUCCUUGCCCAUCCCGCGAACACAUGGCAAAAAUGUCCAGCCCUACUGAGACCGAGCGGUGCAUCGAGUCUCUGAUUGCUGUUUUCCAGAAGUUUGCUGGAAAGGAGGGUAACAACUGCACACUCUCCAAGACAGAGUUCCUAACCUUCAUGAAUACAGAACUGGCUGCCUUCACAAAGAACCAGGACCCUGGUGUCCUUGAUCGCAUGAUGAAGAAACUGGACCUCAACGCUGAUGGGCAGCUAGAUUUCCAAGAAUUUCUUAAUCUUAUUGGUGGCAUGGCCAUAGCUUGCCAUGACUCCUUUACAAGGUCUACCCAUUUCCGGAAGUAAAUCAGAGGGGCUCUUGGGCCUUGGCCUCCAGACCACCUCUUUCCU
This is a messenger RNA of Neomonachus schauinslandi (Hawaiian monk seal), 392 nucleotides long. Its product is annotated as protein S100-A11-like. The coding region runs from base 39 to 347 and encodes 102 amino acids. Lineage: Eukaryota; Metazoa; Chordata; Mammalia; Carnivora; Phocidae. Gene Ontology annotation, cellular component: cytoplasm. The record is from RefSeq and is a predicted model, not a curated record. Gene Ontology annotation, biological process: regulation of cell population proliferation. The transcript has a single exon. Gene Ontology annotation, molecular function: calcium-dependent protein binding; calcium ion binding.